Amborella trichopoda is the source of this 1283-nucleotide messenger RNA. RefSeq names its product factor of DNA methylation 1. Gene Ontology annotation, biological process: gene silencing by siRNA-directed DNA methylation. NCBI's taxonomy places the organism in Eukaryota, Viridiplantae, Streptophyta, Magnoliopsida, Amborellales, Amborellaceae. The record is from RefSeq and is a predicted model, not a curated record.
CUUUCUCUCUUGCUUUGUAUCUUUCUUUCUCUCUUGCUCUUGAAUUUGAAGGCGCGUUUCUCUCUCUCUUCUCUGCAACUUAAACCUGUGGAAGAUAGAUCAAGCAUCAGUAACUCAAUAGUCAAUACUCAAAGUGUCCCAAACAGAUGUGAUAUGAAAGAAAGCAAGGAAGAAAAGAAGGUUGAUGGGGUUUUGAAGAAAGACAUAGAAGAUCACGAGAUGGAGCAGAAGCAGCACAUUAAUACUACUCAGCAACUAGAAAAGGAAUUAUUUGAAGCACGAACCUCGGCAGCUGGAGUAGUUGGUUCUACCAGAAGAACACAAGAGCUUCUGAUGAUGAACAUAGAAGCCAACCGAAAGAUUAAGGCACUUAAUAGGGAACUCACAGAGAAAGAUCGAAAGAUGAAACUCCUAGCACAGUUAGCCAGUGCUCUUUCAAGUAAAGAAUGUGACUCACAGAGAAAGCUACAAGCAUUUCGUGAUGAAAGCGCACAAAAACUACUUGCUCUUCAAGAAGAAAUAAACAAGAUGAAAUGUGGUGUGAUGAUGGCAAAAGAUAUUGCAGAAAAUUUUUACCAGGGAGUGAAAGAACCAGUCGAGGAGUUAAAGGAGAAAGAAAGUGAAAUUCAAAGCUUGGAAGAGCUAAACAGUGUUCUUUUAGGAAAGGAAAGAGAAGCAAAUGAUGAGCUGCAAGCAGCUCGUAAAGCUGCAGUUGAGUAUUUUGAGAAGAAACCACAUAAUCGUUCAUUUAUAGGUGUGAAGAGAAUGGGGGUCCUUGAUGAGCAGCCAUUUACUCGUGCUGUAAAAGCAAAGCUUUCAAAUGAAGAAUGGGAUUUGAGGGCAUCAGAGUUAUGCUCCUUAUGGGAAGAACGCACAAGAAACCCAUCUUGGCAUCCUUUCAAGACAGUUACUAUUGAAAGCAUGGACAGAGAGGUCAUCGAUGAAAAUGAUGACAAGUUGAGAGAACUCAGAGACGAAUAUGGGGAUGAAGUUUUCAAAGCUGUGGAAACGGCAAUGCUUCAACUCAAUGAAUACAAUCCAAGUGGAAAAUACCCUGUUCCUAUUCUCUGGAGUUUCAAAGAAGGAAGGCAGGCCAAAUUGGAAGAAGUAAUUCAUCAUUUGGUGAAUCAAAUCAAGAACAAAAAGAGUAAGACAUGGCAUAGGUAGUAGUGUUUGUGCAGGGUACGGACAGUUAGAUAUGUCAGGUUUUAUUUAUUGGCCUAGAUUUUGGCCCUACACCUUGGAGAUGCUCAUUAUUUUUGUUGAAGUAUACAUUUAUUGAU